AUGCCAUACGAGAAAAUUGGCAGGGAGAGUGCUACCGAUAUUCUUCAACAAGUUGAUAAAAUACUUCAAAGCGCUAACACAGUCCUCGAAAACCACAAAGAUUAUCUCCCUUCAGCCGAAUUUGCAGCACUUAAGAAGGCUUAUUGCCGGCAAGAAUAUCACUGGCAGAUGACCAACGAGUCUCAAGAAGAUCGUGCGUAUUACGACAAACGCAUUAGGGAGAGUCGAAUACUUUCCCAGCUCUAUGCUAAUAGGCAAACACAUCAGGAUCGAGCACAAGUACUCUUGUACAAGGUCGAGGCUUUUCAGACGAAAGUCCUAUCCGCCAGCCGAAAUUCCCACUCGAAAAAUGCGCUUAUGCUCUUCGAGGACGAAUUGACUGAAUCUCCUGAGCCACCAAGCACUUCAACUGUUAACUCGUUUACUUCUUGGUUUUCAUUUGGUGGGACCUGUGUCACAAGUUCCGAAGCAGAAACAUCGGGAGCCCGUUCAAAAAUUUCACUUGCUGCUAAACAGGAAGACGAAUUCAUCGUCUCCGUCACUCACUUCCCCAAACCACCCAAUGAGUCCGUAGACAGCUCUGAAACAGAGCCUGGUGGUGGAGAUCUAAUGGGAGCGGGGAAUCAGAUCUAUAGGAGGAUGAUAGCAUUCGAGAAUCAAGACAGGCGGAUCGAAAUAAUUGGUGAUUUUCCGCAAAUCGUUGCAUUUUGA
Messenger RNA from Rhizoctonia solani, 711 nucleotides. Its product is annotated as TPR-2 domain protein. The transcript is spliced from 6 exons. Bases 1 to 711 code for a protein of 236 amino acids. The record is from RefSeq and is a predicted model, not a curated record. NCBI's taxonomy places the organism in Eukaryota, Fungi, Basidiomycota, Agaricomycetes, Cantharellales, Ceratobasidiaceae.